UUCAAAAUUGACAUUUCAAUUGUCAAAUAAAAAAUUGCUGUAGUUUUUUUUAUAAUAAAUUCCAUAAUAUUAUUCUAAAUUUUAAAAUCAUUUUAUUUAUAUAUUUUCAAAAAUUCCCUCCCAAAAUGAUUCGAAAUCAACUAUUUCAUCGAUCUAAAACCUGUCUUCAGUACUUCCAAAGAAAUAGUUCUCAACGUAAUCUUUUGGCCCUAGCCGACAGAGGAUUCUUUCAGGAUCUUUUUCCAGAUGUUGCUGGCCCCGAAAUGACAAAACUCUUCACGAGUAAACCACAAACCAUUUAUGCCGGUUUCGAUCCAACUGCUGAUAGUCUGCACGUUGGCAAUCUUUUGGUUAUAAUGGGCCUUCUCCACUGCCAGCGAGAAGGUCACAAUCCAAUUGCAUUAGUUGGUGGAGCAACUGGCCUCAUUGGAGACCCCAGUGGAAAGAAAACCGAGCGAAAUCAACUUGGAUCGUCGGUUAUUGAAACGAAUCUUAUUGCUAUCGAAAAGCAAUUGAAAAGGAUCUUUAAGAAUCAUCAGGAUGUACUCUGGGACAAUAGCAAACACAAAAAUGACCUUUUACCUAUAAGAGUCGUUAACAACGCCGAUUGGUAUGAUAAUUUGAAACUAGUCGACUUUGUGGCUAACAUGGGUCGACAUUUUCGAAUGGGAGCCAUGCUCUCGCGUUCAUCAGUCCAAUCCCGCCUCGAGAGUGAAGCUGGAAUGAGUUUUACCGAGUUCACAUAUCAAAUCUUCCAAGCCUACGAUUGGUUGCAUUUACUCCAAUCUUAUGACUGUCGCUUCCAAAUGGGUGGAAGUGACCAAAUGGGCAAUCUAAUGACUGGUCAUGAACUCAUAAGUCGUGUUGAAAAGAAGAAAUCAGUAUUUGGCAUGACGCUUCCUCUAGUUACAAACGAAGAAGGAGAUAAGUUUGGAAAAUCUGCCGGGAAUGCCAUUUGGUUGGAUGCCGACAAGACGUCGCCAUUCUCACUUUAUCAGUUCUUUAUGAGAAUGCCAGAUUCUGAAGUUGAGAAGCUUCUAAAGUUGUUUACAUUUAUUCCAUUAAAAGAAAUCGCAUUUCUUAUGGAUGAACAUAAAAAGUCACCUGAAAAGAGAAAAGCACAAACUAUUUUGGCUGAAGAUGUUACUCUUUUGGUUCAUGGAGAGGCUGGUCUUAAACAAGCUGAAAAAGUCACAGAUGCACUUUAUAAAGGCAAUGUGGAAGGUCUUGGUGAAUUGAAUUACAACGAAAUCCGACAGACUUUUGCUGGUGCUUCAGUUGUUGAGAUUCUUCCUGAGCCUGGAUUGUCUAUACUUCAGUUAGCAUUGAAAGCUAAAUGUUUUACCACAGAGACUGACGCAAUGAGAAUAAUUACAGCUGGAGGAUUCUAUAUUAAUCAAAAACGUACUCAAAAUUUUGCUGAAGUUAUUACAAAUGGAAUUCAUGUUCUUAAAAAUGGUUUAUCAUUGUUAAGAGUUGGAAAAAGAAAUUUUUAUAUUGUUAGGUGGUUAAAGUAGUCAAGUAACAUUUAAGAACUGUUAUUAAAAAAAAAGCGUUGAUUU
Molecule: messenger RNA, 1562 nt
Organism: Episyrphus balteatus (marmalade hoverfly)
Lineage: Eukaryota; Metazoa; Arthropoda; Insecta; Diptera; Syrphidae
Gene: TyrRS-m
Product: tyrosine--tRNA ligase, mitochondrial
Exons: 6
Coding region: 126-1517 (463 amino acids)
Biological process (GO): tyrosyl-tRNA aminoacylation
Cellular component (GO): mitochondrion; cytosol
Molecular function (GO): ATP binding; tyrosine-tRNA ligase activity; RNA binding
Source: RefSeq, a predicted model, not a curated record